Messenger RNA from Salvia splendens (bonfire salvia), 5443 nucleotides. RefSeq names its product protein SWEETIE. Lineage: Eukaryota; Viridiplantae; Streptophyta; Magnoliopsida; Lamiales; Lamiaceae. The record is from RefSeq and is a predicted model, not a curated record. Gene Ontology annotation, biological process: carbohydrate metabolic process. The transcript has 37 exons. Bases 1 to 5412 code for a protein of 1803 amino acids.
AUGGCGAUGGUAUCCAACUUUAAAAGGGAGCUUGAUUCGCUGCAUGGGCUAGCAGCAGUUUUGGCUUCGUUAGUGUCCACUUCACCAAAGUUACCACUUGGAUAUCCAACCAGGUUGCCCAAAUCUAUCCUUGAUGUUUGCAAGAAGAUGCUGAUGAAAUCCAGCAGGAACCCUAUAGCAGCUUCUGUAGAAAAAGAAGCUGGGUGGAACCUUCUAUCGUCACUAUUGACUUCUGUGUCAAAAGAGGAGCUUCAUGACCAAGUUUUUGACAUUCUUGCCUUAUGGGCUUCCACAUUCAGUGGAAAUACUAAAAAUCCAAUGAACCUAGUUCAAGAUCGCACAUCAGAAAUAGGAGUGUGGUCUGCUGCCAUUGAUGCUCUUAUGUCAUGCAUAAAAUGUUUUCUUUCUUCUGAUCCUGUGGAUACAAUAUUGCUGCAACCUGUUCUUCUAUACCUCAACGGAGCAUUGUCCUUUGUAUCCCAGUUAGCAGGCAAAGAACGAGGUGGAGCAAGUUCUUCAAUGGACGUAUUUAUUGUUAGGGUGUUGUCAGCCUAUCAAGCACUCUCAGAUCCAUCUUUAUAUGAAAGUGAUCAUGCAUCAAUUAUUCAGAUAUGCACUACCCCUUUUAGGGAAGCGUCCAGAUGUGAUGAAAGCUCUUGUCUGAGGAUGUUGUUAGACAAGAGAGAUGCCUGGUUAGGUCCUUGGACUCCUGGAAGAGAUUGGUUUGAAGAUGAACUUCGUUCAUUUCAAGGGGGCAAAGAUGGUGUACUGACAUGUGUUUGGGAAAAUGAGCCUCCUAGUUUUCCCCAGCCUGAGACCAUAAGCAAGAUGCUGGUCAAUCAGAUGCUUCUGUCGUUCGGAACCAUGUUUGCUUCUCAGGAUAGUAGAGGGAUGCUCUCCUUUCUUGGCAUGAUUGAUCAAUGUCUGAAAGCUGGAAAAAGACAGUCUUGGCAUGCAGCCAGUGUCACCAAUAUUUGUGUGGGGUUACUGGCUGGACUCAAGACAUUGCUUGCUCAACGCUCUGAACCCCUGGGGAUGGAGAUACUGACUGCUACUCAGUCAAUUUUUCAGAGUAUUUUAGCAGAAGGUGACAUUUGUGCAUCGCAACGAAGAGCAUCAUCAGAAGGGCUUGGUUUAUUAGCACGGCUAGGAAAUGAUACAUUUACUGCCAGAUUGACAAAACAACUUCUUGGUGAUGUAACCGGCAAUGUAGAUUCUCACUAUUCUGGAUCAAUUGCUCUCGCUCUUGGUUGCAUACAUUGCAGUGCAGGAGGAAUGGCCUUGUCAAGUUUGGUUCCUAACACGGUCAAUGUUGUCUCAUCGCUUGCUAAAAGUUCAAUAUCAAGUUUACAGAUCUGGUCCUUGCAUGGACUUCUUUUGACCAUUGAAGCAGCCGGCUUGUCUUAUGUGUCCCAGGUUCAGGCAACACUUGGCCUGGCAAUGGAAAUUAUUUUAUCAGAGGGGAGUGGUUGGGUUGACCUGCAGCAGGCAGUGGGCCGCCUAAUUAAUGCUAUAGUUGCAGUCACAGGUCCGGAGCUUGCCCCUGGGAGUGUAUUUUUUUCUCGCUGCAAGUCAGCUGUUGCAGAGAUCAGCUCCUCCCAAGAGACCGCAACACUUCUCGAGAGUGUCCGCUUCACACAACAACUCGUUCUUUUUGCACCUCAAGCAGUUCCUGUACAUUCUCAUGUGCUAACUCUCCUUCCAACUUUAUCCUCAAGACAGCCGACUUUGAGACAUCUAGCUUUGUCCACACUGCGACACCUCAUAGAAAAGGAUCCGGUGUCCAUAAUUGAUGAACAAAUAGAAGAAACUUUGUUCUACAUGUUGGAUGAGGAAACUGACCCAGAGAUUGGCAAUUUAGCUCGUAGUACGAUUAUGAGAUUACUCCAUGCAUCAUGCCCUUCACGUCCAUCCCGUUGGUUGUCAAUAUGCCGCAAGAUGAUUCUUUCUACAUCAAGACAUAAUACAGGCAAUAGCAACAAUACAACGAAUGAUUCAACUGGUAUGGAUGGUGAAAGAACCUUGAGUGUUGGGGAUGAUGAUGAGAGCAUGGUCUCUAGCUCCAAACCAUCUCCAAAUCGUGGCCAUGCAUUUGACUAUUCUAGCCCCAACUUUUCAAGGGAUAAGCACCUCAGAUAUCGAACAAGAGUUUUCGCUGCUGAGUGCUUGAAUCACCUUCCUGAAGCUGUUGGUGACAAUCCUGCUCACUUUGACCUCUCGUUGGCGAGGGCACAACAUGCUAAGGGACAUCUUUCAGGAGACUGGCUGGUUCUUCAAUUGCAAGAGAUCAUUUCUCUUGCUUAUCAGAUAAGUACCAUCCAGUUAGAGAAAAUGCGGCCAAUAGGUGUUACACUUCUGUGUACAAUAAUGGAUAAGUUUGCAGCAAUUCCGGACCCUGAGCUCCCCGAUCACCUCCUUGUGGAACAGUAUCAGGCCCAACUGGUGUCCGCUGUCCGAAGUGCUUUGGACUCAUUAUCAGGCCCAAUUUUACUGGAAGCAGGCCUGCAAUUAGCCACUAAGAUGCUAACUAGUGGAAUUAUUAGCCGAGAUCAAGUUGCAGUCAAGAGAAUAUUUUCAUUGAUUUCACGCCCAUUGGAUGACUUCAAUGAUCUUUUCUAUCCUUCAUAUGCCGAAUGGGUGUCAUGCAAGAUAAAAGUCAGGCUUCUCAUGGUCUAUGCAUCUCUUAAAUGUUACAUGUUUGCAUCCUUAAGGGAACAAGGUGAUGAAAUUUCCGAUGAGUAUCUAGCUCUGUUGCCACUGUUCGCUAAGAGUUCAAGCACACUAGGAACAUAUUGGCUUUCCUUUUUAAAGGACUACAACAUUGUUCAUUUCCACUUACGUUUGGAUAAUUGGGAGCCAUUUCUUGAUGGAAUCCAAUCAUCAGUUGUAUCAGCUGAGCUGCACCCAUGUCUAGAAGAAGCUUGGCCUGUAAUUCUACAAGCACUGGUGUUGGACGCAGUUCCUGCAAAUUCUGAUUUGAUUGAAUCUCCUCCAACAGAUAGAAUAGAAAAUAUUCAUACGUCUGGACACGGCAUGGUGGAGUUUCAGAUUGAUGAUUUCAACUUUUUGUGGGGUUUCCUACUACUGAUUCUGUUUCAGGAGCAAGAUGUUACACCCAGAGAUAAUAUUAUACCAGUUUGUCAAAUAAAAUCCAAUUUCAGCAGUAAAAUCUUAGCCGAUGACUCCAGUUCUUCUUCAAGUUUGAAGAAUAUUUUCUCCUCUGUCUUUCAAUUUAUGUCCACCAAAAGUUUCUUCAGUUCUGGAUAUCUCAGUUUGGAUGUGUGCACAGAAUUACUGAAGGUAUUCUCAUAUCUAGUUUUUGAGGAAGAUAGAUGGGAUUAUCUUGCAGUCUUCUUUCUAUCACAGGUUAUUCAGAACUGUCCUAAUGAGUUCCUUUUAGUGGAGAGUUUCACGUAUUUGGCAACAGAACUAUGUCUAACUUCUCUCUUUAAAGUGCUAUUAAGUUGUGAUGGGAGUUGUCAGAAACCGUCAGGCUGGGAAGGAGAUAUUUCUGUUGCACUUAAUGCUGCUUCAACUCUAUUAGUACGCUCUGAAGCUAAGAUGCAGCUAAAGUUAUUGUUGCCCUUUCUCCUUAUUGCUUACAAGUGCAUCGGAGAAGCAUCAACUGAGAUGGCCCUUUCAAGAAUAACCUACUUUAGCCAGACUAUUACUUCUUCAUUGAAAAAACUCGGACAAUCUGAACUUGAGGCUGAUGGCGUUACACACUUUGUAUCAAUAACCAGAGCUAGUGUAGAUGCAACAGUUAGUCUGACUAAUGACUGUGUCCAAGCAAUUCAUCAACUAGAAGAGAAGAGGUCCAACCUGCGCAAGAUGCUGCUGUUGAAGCUUUCCUAUUCAGUGGAACAGCUUUUUACUUAUGCCACUCUAGUUUAUACUUUCGAAGGUCCUAGAGAGAGACAAGAAAUGAAUCCUGUCUUUUAUAGAGUUUUGCAUCAUAGUAUUGAGUGUGCCCGAGCUGUGCUUACUGAUCCUGACAUACAGAUUCAAGCAGUUGUCUUGCAAGUUGUGAAAGUCAUGCUGCAAAAGAGAAUCGGUGCAGAAUCUGAUCCUUUCUUAAUUUUCUACCUUGGGGAGCUUGUCGGCGAUAUAUUUGUCAUUCUCCACAACAUUUUAGAGAACCCUAUUAACAGAGAAGCAGUUGCUAUUGCUGGGGAGUGUCUCAAAUUUCUAAUGCUUCUUCAGACAGUGUCAAAAGAGUGUGAUUAUGAGAAAGGCCUAAUACAUCUUAUUCUGGAAUCUGUUCUGAUGAUAUUUGCGACAUCUGAUAGCUCUCUUUCUCCGGAGGCUCAUGAUUUACAGAGCAUUGCUGUUAAGCUUGUCGCACAACUUGCUCAAACUCCUAGUUCAGCAUCUUCUGUCAAGGAUAUUCUUUUGGCAAUGCCUACUACACGAAGACAGCAGCUUCAGGAUAUAAUCCGUGCUUCUGUUGUCCAAGAUAAGAACCCACAACCCAUGGCAUCCACUGGACCACCCCUAGUGAUAAAGUUACCUUCACAGACUCCGCAAAUUGUAAUGAAGAAUCCUGUUCCAUUAGCAGACCCCCCAGAGGAGUCUAAUAACAGUAGUGUGGAAGACGAAGAUGAGGAAGAUGAGGAAGAUGAUUGGGACACUUUCCAGUCUUUUCCAGCUUCAGGCAAUGAAACUGCUCCGGCUCUGGAAAGAUCUCCAUCCAUCUCGGGCGAUGACACUGCUCCAGCUCUGGAAAGAUCUCCAUCCAUCUCAGGCGAUGACACUGCUCCAGCUCUGGAAAGAUCUCCAUCCAUCUCAGGCAAUAACAGUGGAGAAAACAGUGAUGACCAAGGGCACUCUCCUAGCACUAAAGAGGGCUCCAACACAGAAGAUCAUGAGUUUGGUGAAGCUGCAAGUACGUCUUAUAUACCCGAUGGUAACGAUCAGAUAGAAAAUAGCCAGAGACCUCAAGAUGGUUCUAGCGAUCAUCAGCAGUCUGUUGUGGUGUUUCCAGGUGCAGAUGAAGUGCUGCCUAAUAUUCAGUCCGAUCAAAUUGAGAAUCAGCAUACUUCACCUUCUGUGAAAUCACCCAAGAAGGAAGACAAUCAAACUGUUUUGGAUGUUCAAUGUAUAGAUAGCACAGACUCAUAUGAAAAUCCGUCUAAUGAGCUUUGUUUGGGGAUUUCUCUCACCUUAGAGCAAUGUAGUCAACCUACAGAAUUAUCAGCUGAUAAUGAUGAGCCAUCUAUUGAGCAUCCUCUUGAAGAGAACAAUAACAUUGACCAAAACAUCUCAGUGGUCUCAACCGAUGAUUCUGAAGACGCAUCUGCAGUAGAGGAAUCUAAUUCAGGGCAUCAUGAGAAAACGAGUAAUCUAUAUGAGCAGCCCAGUUUGGCUCCUAAUGAUUCAGAAAACGGAAGCACCAUGUUGGCAAGAGAGUAACUUUACAUAAGUAGGCCAUGGGAGUGGUUGG